CCCACUGUCCAGGAAGUGAAGAUCUCUAUUUAUGAUUUUGCACGAGAGGUAUGACAGGCGGUUUCAAAAGAAAGAAAAAAACAGUUGCUGCAUGAAAACUAUAACAUAGAUGACCAGAUACGUGAAUUAUGAAUUUGGGAGAUGGCUUGCUAUUUGAGCUCGAAAAUGGAAAGCCCAAGCUGAUUUUUACCAGCCACGGGUUUGAAUCCAAGACUUCAAAUAAAUCUAGCAAGAAUCCCCUAAGAAACAGACCUCCGAAAUUGAUUGCUGCCUCAAAGCAAUUGCCUCAAGAGGCUUCACGUGAGAGGCCCCAGAGGAGUCAAGGAAAAGGCCCAGGCUCAUAUAAGAAUGCCUCAGAUACUACCAUUGUGAAUCUGGACAACCAUGCAGAACUUAAUGGCCCGGGGAAGAUCAAAGCUAAACGGGUGGAUAGAGGGCAGUCAGUAAAGAGGUCUGACACUCACAAGACCAAGACCGCAAGCGAAAUCAUCGGAGCCCCAAAAAAUAAUCCAAAGGAGAGUCUGGUUUGUCUGACUCAAGAUCAGCUACAACAGAUCCUAAGCAACAUAAACAAAACCGCCUGUCCGGGGGAAGAAGAUGAUACUCAUGUGAAAACACAGAUGGUAACAGACAAUCCCAGAGAGGAUGGGCUAGCCAUGUCAAGAGAAACUCAUGAGGCACUCAUUUCAGAUGGAAACCUUCGUCGGAAUGGGAGUGCACAGGAAAAAGGGAAAGACAAUAAAAUAGCUCUGAACGGCACAGUCUCUGGCUUCCUCGGUAAGCUGGGAGAGCGGGAACUUGACAAAGAAGCUCUGGAGGCCAGGAGAACACAGUGGCGGAGAGAGUUAGAUGACCAGUUACUUGAAAAGCGUCAGGAGACAGCAAGUGCUGAGGUUACACUACCAGGAGGAACAAUCCGAAUUAAAUCCAGCUCUAGGGAUGCACCACUCAGGCUGCAGAAAGAGAAGUUUUGUGUAGCCUCUGGUAUGGGAGGUACAGACAGCCAGGGAUCAACCUUCAGCAGCCAAAGGGACCUGCCUUCUGCCAUCCGCUCUGCUUUUGUCCUGGGGGAGGCGGCUCCUUCAAAUGAGGCGUUCAGUGUAGAAAAGAAGGAACAACAGAGGCUUUGGCUGCAGGAGCUGGAUCAGCAGAGGCAAGAGGUCCAGCAGAGACGUAGGCAGGAGAAACUACUUCACAACCAAGCUGAGGACCAUGACCGCUGGGCAAUGCACUUUGACUCCUUACAUAAAAGUCUUGUGCCUCAGCCCUCAUUUUUGCCUUAUGAUAAGGGAGAGGCAGAGCUUGGCAGCUCCCUGUCACGCCACCAUUCUCCAUCAAGAACCAUGUCUAGUGGCUGGGAGGCCAUAAGCUUGUCUGGGAGAGACAGCCAAGGCAGGUCCAGUGUGGACACAACAUCUGGAAACAACGCCCCAAAAGCAAGCUACCUUCGCACUAUGACUGCUCUUUUGGACCCUGCCCAGAUAGAGGAGAGAGAGAGGAAGCGUCUGAAGCAGUUAGAGCACCAGCGAGCAAUCAACACUCAGGUGGAGGAGAGGAGGAGGCAGAGAGAGAAGGAAGAGUUAGAACGAAAACGGCAGGAACAAGAGGAAGAGAGAAGAGUGGCAAAGGAGAGAGAAUGUCUUCAACAGCAGUACCUACUUGAUUCCCGAAGAGAGAGAGUCAAAGAGGAGUUGCUCAGCCGUAGGACAGAGGAAAUGUUACUAAGUGUGCAGCGUGCACAAGAAGAAGCUCAAAAGGACAAGCAGCUGCAACGGAUCCGCGAAUUGGCAAGGAAAGGCCAUGAUGUCUCAAAACUGCUGGGGAGUCUAGAGAGAAGAUCUGCUGACUCGGUGCAAAAAUCUCAAAGUCCAUCUGAUAGUCUGUCUGUUGCUCUGAGAAUUGAAGACCUCAGCCCAGUCUCUCCCAGACGAGAAACAGGUGUGCAGACAGUAGACAUGGCUGGUGAAAUCUCAGAUGCCAGAGCCCACUGUGACUAUCCUGCCCCUAUCAUGGCCAUGGCUGUGGAGCACUGUCCUGCUCCUCCAUCCCAGCCCAGGAGACCUCCGAGGGAGAGCCAGCCGAUGGAGCAGAGCUCAGGGAAGGAGAACAUGUGGAAUGCUGCAGCGGAGCCUCAAGAGGUUCCAGAGAGCAGCCUGUAUGAACAGUUUCAGCGCACCAGCCACAGGGCCAGGCCAGCCGAAGGCAAACGGCCCGAGUGGAACACGCGAAAGCCCAGCAGGCCGUUUGUCCCUGCGUCUGAGCGCUACCCACCAGGCCUGCGUCUGCACCGGCAGGAGAGCCGCCUGCGCAGGCAGAUGGAGCUGCUGACAUUAGUAGAGAGGAACGCAUACUCCAGAGCCUCAGCUCCCUUACCACAGGAACUUGCAACCAGCACCUCUCUCCAAAUGAAGGAAGAAAUGUCUGAUCAACCCAAAUCUCACUCCAUGGUGGUCCAUGCCGAUAGUAGGGCUUGCUGUUCUCCCAUUCCAACCUUGGAACUCAACCAACAGCAGCAGCCACACAGUUCAGCCAAAAAGAGUUCAGAGGGCUCUUGUGAUGCCCCCCUUUCGCCAGACUAUGUCCCCUAUGUACGCACAGAUGAGGUUUACCAGCUGGACCCCCUGGCUAUGCCACAGGAACCUCAGAGGAAACAGCAAACAGUUGUGGCCAGCAGCAGACAAAGUACACCUGUUGCUGUUCGAGACCCCCUGCUGCAUCCAGAGCUACUCAAAAACCGUGAGAGGCAGCAAGCCAUCCUCAAGGGCCUCUCUGAGCUCAGACAGGGUCUACUGCAGAAGCAAAGGGAAUUGGAGACGGGUCUGAAUCCUCUACUGCAGAGUCAAGGACCAAACAUGGCCCACUACUAGGAGUUCUAUUUUCUAAAAUCUGCCAACAAGCACUUUAAACAGGACAAAUCAACAAACGGAAGCGUUUACUGUAUUUGCAUUUGCACUUUUUACCUUUAACCUGUGGUCAUAAGGCUGCUGUAAUUGCAACUGAAUGUAUCUUUUGUAAUCUGUAUGAAUUUGUAUAUUUUUGUGGUAUCCGUAACAAUUAUUGUAGACAGUCAAUGACCAUGAAAUCAUUUGACAUUGUCUGAUUUUUCUGUCGAACAGAAUACUUGGACUACCAACCAGAAGUGUGUUGUCUCAUUAAGUAUUGAUGUGGAUUAAAGUAUUUUGAUAGUA
This is a messenger RNA of Sardina pilchardus (European sardine), 3188 nucleotides long. It is a transcript of the gene ccdc66, whose product is annotated as coiled-coil domain containing 66. The coding region runs from base 129 to 2867 and encodes 912 amino acids. Gene Ontology annotation, biological process: cilium assembly. Gene Ontology annotation, cellular component: cilium; microtubule. The transcript is spliced from 19 exons. The record is from RefSeq and is a predicted model, not a curated record. Lineage: Eukaryota; Metazoa; Chordata; Actinopteri; Clupeiformes; Clupeidae. Gene Ontology annotation, molecular function: microtubule binding.